Molecule: messenger RNA, 2558 nt
Organism: Phragmites australis (common reed)
Lineage: Eukaryota; Viridiplantae; Streptophyta; Magnoliopsida; Poales; Poaceae
Product: pentatricopeptide repeat-containing protein At4g21065-like
Exons: 2
Coding region: 74-1486 (470 amino acids)
Biological process (GO): RNA modification
Molecular function (GO): RNA binding; protein binding
Source: RefSeq, a predicted model, not a curated record
CGUACUACCGGAAUGCGCCUUCGAUUUCGGGUUCCAGCCGCACCACCCGCGUAAACGAUGCCAUUGCAAUUGCAUGGCGCCGCCGCCUUCACCUCCCCUUCCGGCGUGGGCGGCAGCCAACGCUCUCUUCCGCCGCCACCGCCGACUCCUUCCCCUCCUCCUCCCCUCCGCUUCCCUCCGCGCCCUCCUCCCCGUCCUGUCCCACUGCCUCGUCUCCGGCCUCGCCCGCAACCCCUUCGUCGCCUCCCGCCUCCUCCUCUCAUCCUCCGGCCUCUCCCUCCCCUUCGCCCUCCUCCUCCUCUCCAGCCUCCCCGCCUCCUCCCUCUUGCCGUUCUCCUUCAACUCGCUUAUCCGCGCCUCCCCGCCCCGCCUCUCGCUCCGCCUGUUCGACCAAAUGCGCCGCCGAGGCGUUCCCCCGGACCCCUACACCCUCCCGUUCUUGAUCCACGCCUGUUCCGGUAGUGAUCGUCUGCUGUGCCAGUCGCUGCACGGGCAAGCCUUACGUCUUGGCUACGGCUCCCAACUCUUCACGCAGACGGCGCUGGCGAGCAUGUACUUUGCGUGCGGGUCAGUGAUUGCCGCUCGCAGGGUGUUCGACGAAAUGCCGGCGAGGGAUGUGGUUGCAUGGACGGGCAUGAUGUCCGGUUACGUGGACUCUGGAAUGUACUAUAAAGCUGUUGAGGUGUUUCAGGAGAUGAGAGGUGCUGAGGAUCUUGUGUGGCCCAAUGUGGCAACCAUGGUGUCAGUUGCUUCUGCGUGUGCUGGCCUGGGCUCCAUGGAGUAUGCUAAGGGGCUGCAUGCGUAUAUGGAGAAGGUGGGCUGGGAGCGCGAGUUGAUUGUCAGGAAUGCAUUGAUUCAUAUGUACGGGAAGUGUGGCGGCAUUGAGUCGGCUCGUGGUUUGUUUGGUUUGAUGUGUGAGAAGGACCUAAAUUCAUGGACGGCAAUGAUUGCAGGGUUGGCUUCGCAUGGGCAUGGCAAAGAAGCAGUUGCUUUGUUCUUCAGCAUGCGGGAAGAGGGAGUACUGCCGGAUUCGACUACCUUCAUUGUAGUUUUGUCUGCUUGUAGCCAUGCUGGAUUGGUGGAUGAGGGGAUCAAUAUCUUCAAUUCCAUGGAGACUGAAUACAAUGUGUCACCGGACAUCAAGCACUAUGGCUGCAUGGUGGACCUUUUCAGCAGGGCAGGACUUAUUUCUCGUGCUUAUGAGUUCAUUAACAUUAUGCCUUUGGAGCCAAACUUGGCAAUUCUUGGAUCAUUGCUGAGUGCAUGCAGUAUCGAUAAUGAAUUAAAGAUUGGGGAGCUCGUGCUCAACAAGAUUGAGUCUGUCUGCUCCAACAAAGGAGGUGCUGGUGUGCUCCUAUCCAACAUCUAUGCUAACCAGAACCUGUGGCAUGAAGUGGAUGCCAUUAGAAGGAAGAUAAGAAGUGACGCAAUCGCCAGAAAGCCACCUGGUCAAAGUUUGAUCGCCACAGAUGUCACAAGUUUGUGACAAGGAAUUGGGCACAUCCACUCUCAGUGGAACCACUCUUGUAUUGGACAGGUUAGGAAACUUGUAACCUAAUCUAUCCUUCAAAAGAAAGUCUGAUCUGGGCUUGGAUGUCUGUUCCCACCUGUUACUUGUUUCAAGAUGUCAAUAUGUUCAUAGUUGAACUAUAGAAAAUGAAACUGAAGUGGCACAAUUAAUGGCAUUCCUCUUCUGCAAGCUACAUGCUGAGCAUGUUGAUUCCUUAGUCCAGAUAUUGAUCCAUAUAUGACAUGCUUGGGCUGGUUUAUAAGAAAGCUCUGAAAAAUCUGGUUCCCUGUAGAGGCUCAUCAUCUUCAAGCCCCAUUGUCGGCACUAUUUUGAUUGAUUGACAAAAUAGCUGUUUUUUUAAGAUCUGGUGAGAGAAUACCAUCAUUAGCUUUUGUGGUAACAGUAUAUCUUCCUGGCUUUGUACACUUAAGCGCAUAUGAGUUAUCACACACUUUUCACAUCGUUGGAAACUUGAUAUCACAGUAGUAUUGACUUUCGAGUAGAAAAAACAUUGAGCAUAUGAUGCUUGGAAAAUCACGUGAAUAUCAACUAAACUUGUCUAGUUGUCUGUUUGCUUUAUCAGACAGGAGAUGGGUUCUUUAGGAAACAGCCUUUUCCAGAAGAGCUUUCAUUAGCAUCAAUGGCAACACUACCAAUCCAAUCUACGAUUUGCGCCACGCCUUCCCUGCCAUUGGAGCAUCAGAGUAAGGUCCUAUUUGGGGGAGCUUCUACCAGCUUUAGCUGCUCACAGAAGCUCGAAAAGCGAAAAGCUCCGCAAACAGUCCAACUUCUCCAACAAGCGGUGACCUGGAGAAGCUUGUUUUGUACUGGGAGCGAAAAGCUACGAGUGAGCAGCUUCCCGAGCUUAUGCGGGCACAAGUUAUUAACCUUGUCACCGAGUUCGCAGUUAUUUACCCACCACUACCAUCACUCUUAUACCGGAACUCUUCAAUUUCUCCAUCCCAUUCCCCCAUUCGAGACUCCAGGCCGCACACGCUCGCGCGAGGCGAUUGGUCUGCGGCUAGGGUUUCGCGUCCAGCCCCCACCG